AAAGCACUAAAAAACGCAGCUAUGUUGGCUCAAGCCAUUUUGGUUCGAGCUUUCGUCUCGAGUUCUUGGUGUAGGUUCGCCAAGCUGAACCUCUUCGUGGCCGCCUCUCGUUGCAAUAUCAUGGCCCAGGUGCGUAUCAACGUGGCUUUCGGCUUCGCUGGCCGCAAAGCAGCCAUCACGGCGAAUUCUGCGUGGGUGCUGCAGGACAUCUUGGCUCACGUCUCAUCUCGCGACGCCAACGCCUCCUGCGUCUGGAACCGUGCCUUCUUCGGAGCGGCAGAGCUGGCUGGGCAGUCCACCUUGGGCGACCUCGGAGUGGCCGACGGCGACGUGCUGACGCUCGUGGCGUCCCCGCUCCCGCCGGUGCUAACCACGGGCAUAGCAGGGGAGGCGAAGCUUUGGAACGCGACCUCGGGCGAGUGCCUGCACGUGCUGGCAGGGCAGAGGGGCGUGUAUUCGUCCGCGUUCUCUCCGGGCGGCCUCGUCGUGGCCACCGCCUCCCUCGACGCGACGGUGAAGGUGUGGGGCGUGGCGUCUGGCGAGUGCCUAGCAACGCUGCGGGGCCACACUGGCUGUGUGUUCUCCGUCGCUUUCUCUCCAGAUGGGCAGGCGGUGGUCACAGCUUCCGGGGACGCCACGGUGAAGACUUGGAGUGCCAGCACAGGCGAAUGCCACUGCACGUUCCAGGGCCCCGAUAAGGGUAUGAAUUCCGCCGUGUUCUCCCCAGACGGUCAGUCGAUCGCCGCCACCUCCGCAGACGGGACGGCAAGAAUAUUGUGCACCAGUUCGGCCCAGUGCUUGCGCACGUUACUGGGCCACCGGGGCUCCGUGAGCUCACCAGCGUUCUCUCCGGACGGCCACGUGCUCGCGACGGCGUCCAGCGACAACACGGCGAGGCUUUGGGAUGUCAGUUCGGGGCAGUGUUUGUGGACGCUGCGCGGACACAGCAGCUUCGUGAAGUCCAUCGCGUUCUCCCCGAGCGGCCAGUCUGUGGUCACCGCCUCUGGUGACGGUACGGCGAAGAUCUGGAGCACAAGCUCGGGCGCGUGCUUGCGCACGCUGUGGGCGUCUGGCGCGGACGCGAAGUCCAAGGCGACGUCCGCCCAGUUCUCGCCAGACGGCCGGGCGGUGGUCACCGCCACCACGAACGGCGCAGCUCGGAUCUGGGCCACGGACUCGGGGAGGUGCCUGCGCACGCUGUCGACCUGCCCGCGCGGGGUGGACUCGACAAAGUUCUCUCCGGACGGCCGGGCAGUGGUCACCGCGUCCAGGGACGGCCAGGUGCGGGUCUGGGGCGUGGGCUCCGGAGAGUGCUGGUGCGUCCUCGAGUCCAGCGACCGGGCAGACGUGGUGCUCGCCGCCUUCGCUCCCUCGUGGUGAGGACCUCGCUCAAGCCGCCACGCGCCUGGCAUGGAGAAUGUGAUGUGGAGGAGGAGAUGAGAUAUGCCCAGAGGCGGACCAGAGAGCUCCUGAUUUUUAGGAGCGGCCCAUGAUUCGAUAUCACUCAGGCCGUUACGAUGAUGCCUCGAUCCUUGCUAGCCUGCCUUGAGCAGUCGAGCUCUCGUCGGGCUGCCCGCACCGUAAGUGGGCGCUCCGUGCGCCACAUGCGAUUCGAAUGUCUGGAGGAAACACGUAUGCGGAGGAGG
Prorocentrum cordatum is the source of this 1646-nucleotide messenger RNA. Lineage: Eukaryota; Dinophyceae; Prorocentrales; Prorocentraceae. The record is from the annotation of a GenBank genome assembly.